Molecule: messenger RNA, 1463 nt
Organism: Xyrauchen texanus (razorback sucker)
Lineage: Eukaryota; Metazoa; Chordata; Actinopteri; Cypriniformes; Catostomidae
Product: mediator of RNA polymerase II transcription subunit 30-like
Exons: 5
Coding region: 352-936 (194 amino acids)
Biological process (GO): positive regulation of DNA-templated transcription
Cellular component (GO): mediator complex
Molecular function (GO): transcription coregulator activity
Source: RefSeq, a predicted model, not a curated record
CACACUAAAGGUCUGUCUGUUGUUCAUACACUACUUGAGCACAAACCGGUUUGUGAAUCAUUUUCAUGAUUACCUAGUAAAUCUAUUAGAAACGUCAAGUUUCACUUUGUGUUUUUGACCCCGAGGUUAGCCUAGACGCGAGUCUGUUUAUAAACAGAAAAUAAUGGAUUCUGUUUGUGACGGUUGUAAAAGUACCUUUAUGCAUCACAGGAAACCGGAAAUGACGAAGCAAUUGAUGGAUAAUGGUUCUCUGUUUGAAACUGAAAGAGAGCGAGUGGAAAACUCCCGUGUUGUUUUAGCAGGUUUUGCUGUUAUCUACUACGUAAGACAAGGAACAAAACAAUAAGCGAAAUGUCUGCUUCAAUCCCAAAGAAGGGUCUGGGUCCAGGUAUGCCUGUCAUGCCCCCUCAACAACAGCAGCAGCAGCUGCUGCAGACACUCAGACCCCUUGGCCCUGCACAGCCGGGCAUGCCUCCACAAGGUGCCCUACGGGAAAUCUCUCCCGUCUACCUGUGUCGCAUUGGUCAGGAGACUGUCCAGGACAUUGUCACACGCACAAUGGAGAUCUUCCAGAUCGCACGUGCCACUCAGCUGCCAAAUGGUGUGACGCAGAGCCAGGCAGCAUAUCAGGACCGCUUUGGGAAACUGCAGGAGCAUCUGCGGCAGCUGACACUGCUCUUUCGUAAGCUGCGUCUGCUGUAUGAGCGGUGUGUAGAGAUGACAACCGACCUCCAAGAGUCACCAGCUGAACUGGUUCCUUACGUGGGAGAGGAGAUUGCUUCUGUGAGGGUGGAGCCAUGCAGCCCAGCGGUUAUUCAGGAAAGACAGGAAGUUUUAGAGAAAGUGAGGCAGAAGAACCAGGAGAUGAAGGUGCUAAUGGACCAGAUGAGGAACCUCCUGUGGGACGUCAAUGCCAUGCUCACCAUGCGAAAAUGACAGCAAUAACCUUCUGACCUGCUUUUGUCAAUUUUUCUUAUUUCAUCUUCCUACACAAGUACUGGUGCUCUCACACAGGCAGCAGAGAAUAUUAGAUUGGUGGUGCUAGUCACAUAAUAUUUCAUCUUGACAAAUGAGAUAAGACUUUGCAGCUCUUUGUGGUCUUGCCACAUUUACAGUGUUAAAUACCAAAGCACUGAUAAUUACUGCUUUAUCAAGCACUGAAGGUUUGAGCAAAUUGGCAGUAAUGUUAAGUCAUUUUGUUGGCAUGAUAAAUGAGCAGCACAGACCUAUUUAUUGUAAAUUAUAGUGCUUACAGUAUAGGCAUUUGUGUAUUGAUCUGUGUGAUGUGUUUCACACUCUUGUUCCUCACUCUAUUCAGGAUGGCGUGUGUUUAGGGGUGAGUGAGUGUGAUUGCAGUUUCUCUUAGUUCUGUUAUUACACUUUUCUUCUUUCUGGGUUAGGGAACAUAAAAAGUAAUCUAAUGAAUUGUAGGGUGGUUAUUGUUUUUGUAAACUAAUUUUUUA